Zophobas morio is the source of this 2502-nucleotide messenger RNA. RefSeq names its product zinc finger protein 14-like. The record is from RefSeq and is a predicted model, not a curated record. Bases 116 to 2491 code for a protein of 791 amino acids. The transcript is spliced from 2 exons. Lineage: Eukaryota; Metazoa; Arthropoda; Insecta; Coleoptera; Tenebrionidae. Gene Ontology annotation, biological process: positive regulation of transcription by RNA polymerase II. Gene Ontology annotation, cellular component: nucleus.
AAUGGUUCGUUGACCAUAUCGGUACCAAAUUUUACACUUAUUAAAAUAUGUUUGUGAAUUAAAAAACCAAAGUCGAUUUUGAAAGCAAACAAAUUUGAGGUUAUGAUAAACGACCAUGUCGCUACUAAAAUACUCGAAGAAGCUCGCGUAUAUGAAGCCUUCCCCGAACAAUGUCCACCGCUGUAAGGUUUGUCCGUAUUUCACAACCUCGUUUUUGCUUAUGGUGAACCACGUUAAACACCACCGAGCGCCCCCACAAUAUUUCAACUGUGAAAAUAUCAACGUCGAAACUUACCACUGUGAGGACUGCAAUUUCCAGACAGAACUAACACUUCUUUUCAAGCAGCACGCCCGACAGUGCUACAGGAAGUCUGAAGAGAAUUUACCAGAGCAAGUUUACUCAAGUCAGAGUUUCAUUUGCAAGAAGUGCAGUUUCGAAACACAUUUCUUGCUUAAAUGGCUUCAGCACGGUACGCAGUGUUUGGGGAGCAAUAACUUUCAAAUAGUAGCAACUAAUGAUAAAAUUACCACAUGGUAUCACUGCAACCAGUGUGAAUGCAGAUUCAAAAGGAAACAAAACUUGAAGGCUCACAAAAUUUUAAAACACUUGAGUGAUGAUCAACGUAGGUGGUACUAUUGUGGACAUUGCUCCUAUAAAACCAUUCUGAAAUCGCGUUUAAAAGUACAUGUGAUGAGGCAUAUGAACAAACCAAAGAGACGGGUUUCUUUAAAAACUCCCGGGGUUAUGCAGUAUGUGGAUGAGCAGAGUAUUAAAUGGUAUAAAUGUGAAAAAUGUCCACAUAAAUCUAAAAUUAAGGGGAAUUUAAUGAAGCAUAUAAAUUCGUGGCACUUAAAUGAGAAGGAUAUUACAUGGCAUGAAUGCCAGACUUGUCCCUACAGAGGAAAAAAUUUGUUGGCUUUAAAGAGACACAUUAUUGUUCAUCAUUUGAAAGAUGAGGAUGUUCCAUGGCACAAAUGCCAAAACUGUCAAUAUAAGACUAAAUAUCAUACAGUAUUAAAAGAACAUAUAAAUGCGCAGCAUUUAGACGAACGAGAUAUUAAGUGGCACGAAUGUGAAGACUGUUCGUAUAAAACCAAAUACAAAGGCAACUUGUCACGUCACAAACGUCUAUCACACAAAACUGAAAACGUUAAGUGGUAUGAAUGUGAAAAAUGUCCAUUCAAAACGAAGCAUAACGACAAUUUAAAAAAGCACAUCAACUUCGUACACAUCAACGAAGCGAAUAUUAAAUGGCAUAGAUGUAAAAAUUGUUCAUUCAAAACCAAGUAUAACAUGAGCUUACGAAAACAUGUAAAACUACUUCACAAAAAUGAAGCAGAUAUUAAAUGGUACGAAUGCCAAAUUUGCUAUUUUAAAACUAAACAUGUGGGGUCUUUCAAAACUCACCUAAUUACACAACACGGUUGCGAAAAUAAUAUUAAAUGGUUUAAAUGUGACCAUUGUCCACAUAAAACUAAAAGCAAGACGCAUUUAAAAAUACAUAUAAAUUCUCACCAUUUAAAUCCACAAGAUAUAGAAUGGUGCCGAUGUACCAAGUGUCCAUAUAAAAGUAAAGUCUUAUCAUCGCUAAAUAGGCACAUGAAAGUACGCCACGUGGACGAAAAAGACAUUGAGUGGUAUAAAUGUAAUAAAUGUGAAUACAAAUCAAAACAAAAAUCUGGCUUGAAAAUUCAUAUCAUUAGACGACAUACAAAUCCACGCGAUAUUAAAUGGUACGAAUGUAAACUUUGCCCCUACAAAACCAAAUGUAACGGUAAUUUAAAGCGUCACACGAACACACGCCACGUAAAUGACGAAGAUAUUAAAUGGUAUAAAUGUGAAAAAUGUUCUUUCCAAACAAAACUAGCGCCAUGUUUAAAGUAUCACAUGAUGGUACACUCAGACGAAAGUGACAUUAAAUGGCACCAAUGCAAUACGUGUUCUUACAAAGCUAAAAGAAAAUUUGCUUUAGAACAACACAUAAAUGGACGUCAUUUAGACGAACAAUUUGUUAAAUGGUAUGAAUGCGAAAAGUGUCCAUUCAAAGCUAAAUGGCGGACUACUUUAAAAGCUCACAUUGUCAAUUACCACGUCGACGAACAAAGUAUUAAGUGGUUCGAAUGCUACAACUGUCCAUACAAAGCUAAAACAAAAGGCGCGUUGAAGAGUCAUAUAAAUUCUCUGCAUUUGGACGAAGAAGCCAUUGAAUGGUAUAAAUGUGAACAGUGUCCACACAAAGUUAAAACCAAGUCAAAGUUAAGAAUUCAUGUACUUAGGCAUCAUGUGGACGGACGAGGGCUUAAAUCGUUCGAGUGCAAAGAGUGUUCUUGCAGAAUUAACGGCAGGGAGAAUCUUAAACGCCACAUGAGGUUAGAACACGGGGAUGGAAAAGAGAUUGUGUGGUAUGAAUGUGAAAAAUGUCCAUACAGAAGCGAUGGGAGAGCGAAUUUAAGACGUCAUGAACGCAAAACACAUAAAGAAAGUGUUUAAUGUGUAUAACA